GCCAGCACAAAAUGGCGAACCGGAAACAUUAAAUGAGUGAUCGUAAAAAUAAACAAAUGAUGAGGUUUUUGAAGAGCUUUCAUUUAUACUAAUUGUUGACAUGAUGAAGUACAGAGACUUUCUUGUGGAGAAAGGUCCCUGACCCUACUUAUAUGAUGCUGUUUCAGCCAUUUCUUGUGGUUGUCUUGAGCGGGAUAGCUGUCGACUCCACCCCAUUCCGAUUCAAACAUGCCAUAUCCCACCCACCUGUAACGACCGCUGGAGAGAACCCAGCAGGUGAAGAGCUGGGAGACAAGGGAGAUAAUUAUGACCCCAACAAGGAGUGGUUCCAAUAUUCAAAGGGGUUGUGUCCCUUGGGUCAGGUUCCUCAGAGAAAUGAUACAGUCUGCUGUUUGCCCACGGCUUGUCCUCCUAAUAAAUCGGUAACGGCCUGCCACGUAAAUGGAACAGAAGAUACAUGCGUCGUCUGCCAGCAAGGUUACAUUCAACCAAACAACAUUUCUUCCCUCAAUAUGUCCAAUGCUGCCUGCUUUUUGAAGACGAGGAAACAUGACAUGUGUCCUAUCGAGGAGUUUAAGAUGGCCGCAACUGGUAAAUACUCAGUUCACCUACCGUACCCUUGCGAGUGCAACACAUUGGAUUGUAGAUGGCCUCGGCCUCAAAGUCAACAAGUGGCGACCUGCAGGAUUGUUGACCCCUGCGAGCCCGGCUUCACUCUAAAACCGUAUACAGGAGUUUGUGAGCAGUGUCGAUGGUUUGAGCACAAGCUGGAGUCUGGCUGUCAUCCCUGCGCCAUUAACAUCACACUGCUUAGACAAGGUCAUCCAGACAACAGUACCAUUCCACCAACAUCUACGACACCUAAGCCAGAAACAACACCUACGACACCUAAGCCGGAAACAACCACCGAAUUGGUUACAACGCAGGAAACUGAAGAGCCGAAAGAUGAUCCCAAGACAUUAAUAACGACAGUGCUAAUUUCUUGUGUAGGAGGACUACUACUGAUUGUGAUAUUAAUUGGCUGUGUGGUGAUUUGUUUCAUUAAACAUAGAAGACCAGGCAGUGGAGGUAAGUGGCUCUGGAGAAUAUGUGACAACACAGACUCCAAUGAUUCUUUGUUGCCUAGCAACCCUUCUUCCCCGGUUACCCCAACCACUACAACAUAUCCAUUUACACAUCUGAUUUCUACGAGUGAACCUUUAAGUAAUGGAACAAAUGGUUAUCUCCCGAAUGGCGUGCAAUUAUUUUCAAAUGGUGUGCUAUAUAGUGGCCACCUGCCUUCUGUAUUGGUUAGCGUGAAUGGAACAUUGCCAAAUGGCAAUGCAAAUGUUAACUCUCAAGUUAUAAGGGAUGGGAAUGGCAAUGUUAAUUCUUACAUUGUCAAUAGUGAAGGUCAAGUACUGUUGAAGGGUGGUGAUGACAAAGAUUUUGUGAGCGAAUCUGACGGAAACCGACCCAGAAAUUUGGAGAUUGGAAAUGGCCACAUACCUACUGGUAGAGGAACAGCUAAUGGGAUAUGUCGGUUGUAUAAUGGGACUGGUGUCUCUAAAGAUGGGAACAUAGUGUCAGAUCUUCAAGAACUUGGCGUUACUCCAAGGAAUGCCACUGAUGACAGCGCAGGUGAAUUUGCUGAAGUCCUGACCGAUGAAACUAGGGCAAAUAUUGCCAAUGUUCAACAUCUCAGAGCACCAGGAGAUGGUGUUAAACCUACAAAAGAUUCCAAUAAGGAAAAUAGUAUAAAUUCUGUGAAUUCGGAAAUGCAGCAUUAUAUGGAUCACCUUAAUGCUACUGAGGCUAGUGGAGAAAAAGUAAAUGAUAUGAGUAAGGAACAGUUAAACACCAGCAUUUUAAGACAAGCAAUGGAGAAAGGUGAUUUGGAUGUGUCCCUAAUACAUUCUCCAGACAAUGAUAAGGAUCAUUCAGAUGCUGAACGGACAUAUAUAUGUAUGGACUCUGAGGCUGGUAGGAAGGCAGUUAUUGGGAAAUAUGGGGAUCUUGAUACUCAAUCUGGUGUUAAAGGUGGUUCAAAGCUGAAAGACUCUGUUAGUGGUAGUGGAAAUAAGUCACACGUUAAAGCUGUUAGUGUUAGUGGAAAUAAGUCAGAUGUUAAAGCUGAAGCUGUAGGUUUGAGAGAAUUUGCUAGUUCUGGUAUGAUAAAACAAGAAUCUGCAGAUGACAGGAACGUCACAUUCAAAGAUGCUAAACCAGACAUCGGCAAAAGAGAAACAAGACAAAAAACAAAUGGUGGUAUUGUAUUCAAUAAAUGUAAGAUUAAUUGUACCACCUUAAUCAUAAAUAAUGGAACUGGUAAUGGCCAACCAGAUGUUGAAUUUGAUGACUCUGAAGAAAGUGAUGGUAGCUCGGCAAGUGACCCAGAUAGUUCUGAUGGUGACUCUUUAAAUGAAGAAAGAAAGGCAAAAAUUUCUGAAAAACAGAAUGACAUAAAUGCAUCUGAAAAAAUGCUUAACAUUAAACCAAGACCAGAAUUAUCUAAAUCUGAUAGUGAAAACAGUGAAAACGAUGAAAAUGGCAAAACGAAUAAAUUUUAUGAUACUGGAGAAAAUAAUUACACUGAUACAAAAAAUGACAAGUUUGACGAAAGUGUGUAUAAAGGUGAAUUAAAGGUUAAGUUGCCAAAAGAAUCAACAAACAAUGACGAUCAAGAAACACCAGUUACAGAUUCAUUCGAGGAAACUCAGCCCAUGACACUGGUUAAUCCUCAGCCCCCAACACUUAAGUACCUGCCUAGCAUGAACAGAAAAGAUACAGCUAGACCCAUUGGAGUUGUUUCUCCAAUCCAAGCACCUGUACAAGGUCAUCCUCUACGUCCCGAAAAUUCGUUCAGUGAAGGCCAACCAUCCUCCAUGAUUUAUGGAGUUGCUCACUUUAGUGAACAAUCAGAUAUUGCUGAUGGUAGGCAGUUAGACUCUUUAGUUCAUAGCAAUAGACUUCCUCGUAACCAUAGCAACCGUGUUGAAUCUGGAAUACACUCUCCUGACAAUCAUCAGGCUGUUAGUGGUGGGAACUCUUCAGUGAGGUCUAGUGGAGGUACGAAUACUCCUUCCCACCUCCGAAUGGAUGAGCUGAAGAGUUAUCCAUUGGAGGGUGAAUCAAAUAGUGGUGAUAUGAAUGGUGAUAGUUUGUUACCUGAAUCUUCCCUUGAAGUAAAUUAUAAUGUGGUGACAGACAGUGGAUUAGGGGAUGAUGUAGCAGGUAGAAACAAUGAACAAUCCAAUAGCUUGGACAGGAAUGUGCCAAAUGUUCUGGAAAGGCAAGAACCAGAGGGUAUGUCCUUUACUGGGGAAAGUGACCAUACCAGAAGAAAUUUGGUGGAUGAUUCAGAUAUGAAUCAGACUAGGGUAAAAGAGGUUUACUCAGAUUGAUGGAAGGACAUAUUCUGGGAGUAGAUGAGAUAGGUUUUAUUAUUAUUGAUUGUUAUUAUUGAGUGACACUUUGAGGAAAUAAUAUCAUUUCACAUCCUGUGGUUUAAAGCUACACUUUCACAGAUGGAACGUUUUGACAACUUCAUUAUUUUUUGUAUUGAAACGAGCCAAUUUUUGCGAAAAUCCAUGGAAAUCAGUUAAACAAGACUGCUGACCAAAAAUUAGAUCGCAGAUUUUAAUAUUUAAGUUCAAAAAUUGAUGUUUUAUGCAUUUUUCUUAAACUGUUAGUAAUGGUUUAAGCCAUAAAACAUUAUUUUUCUAACGUGAGUUUAUCGCAAAACAAUUUGCUUCUUCUUGGAUGUUAGCUUGUUUCAUUGUAAAAUUUGAAUACAUAGAAUGCUGGGAAGAAAAAUUUAUGAUGUCAUUUCGUGUAUGAAGUCAUGUUAUUAUGGCAAAUACAUGUAUAUGGCCCAAUUUUCUGAAUAUAUAUAUUUUUUUCUAUGGAUUAUAAGCAUGGAAUGAGAUAGAAAGUUUGUUUCAGUGUAAGAUUGCAAUAGUUUUCACCUCAUAGAUACCAAACAUAAAUAUUUCACUUUUGACAUAAAUACAUAAAGAUUUCACCUUUGACAUAAAUAUUUCACCUUUCACCUUUGACAUAAAUAUUUCACUUUUGACAUGAAUACAUAAAGAUUUCACCUUUGACAUAAAUAUUUCACCUUUCACCUUUGACAUGAUAUUUCACCUUUGACAUAAAUACCUUUGGCUACGCUGCUCAUUGAAAUAAUUUUUGGUGCUCACUAUGUCAAAAAUAUUGCUUUCUUAAAUAGAAACGAAAAGUUAUCCUCUAUAUGUGAAAACAUAUAGAUUUUAAAGCAUUAUGCUAUUGUCAAAGAUGAAGUUGAAUUGUUAGGUACCAACUGUUUAGUGUUAAGUUUAAGACCAACCAUAUUUCCAUGAUUAUGCUUAUGCGCCUUUUAGUAGGGCAAAAAGUACAGUAUUCUUGUAAUUGUUAUGCCUAAUUGUUAAAAUUUGUAACAUUUGAAAUACAAAAUAUUUUUACAAUAUUCUGAAAUUUUUUUAUGGAUUUAUGGACUGUUUUUAGAAAGAUAUUUUUCAUGGAUUUAUUUCAUAUAACAUAUAUUUGUUGUUUCGCUAAAUCUUCUUCCAUACGGAACCAUAUUUAUUUUUUCUCCCUUUUGUAUAGGUUUUUGUUAAAUGCAUUUACACCUAUGUACAAUGGAUUCAGUUGAUUUUUUACCAUAAAACGAUGCAAUUGUCAUAAUGCCUACAUAACUUUUAUGUAAUAUUUUUUUUAUUGUCAGUUUUCGUGUCAACCUGCAUGGCAGACACAGGAAUUGCUUUGUCCAUCGUUGUAAUUCUUUGUCCAUAUUAAGUGUCAUAUGCUUUGAUUUUAAAUGGAAUUUUCGCUUGUCUGUUUUUCGGAAAAAAGGGGUUUGAGGUAUUAUGUCAUUAGCUUCGUGUCAUUGUCAUCAGUUGCAUGCAAAUACUUUCAAGAUAUUCAAAUGAAACUUGGUAAGAAAAUUCCCAGAGACGAUACACACAUAUACAGCAAGGCCCAUUACUCUGGCUUCAAUAAAUGUUCAGUGAUACCAUUUUUUGAAUGCAAAAAACAGCAAGAAUGGAUGAGUGUUUGCCUUAAAAAGUCCUUUCUCAUGUACAAUUUUUAUUUUUAGCUCUACUGGCCAAAGGCCAGAAGAGCUUAUGCGAUGGUAAUGUGUAUGUAGUAUGUGCGUCUGUAAACAACCUUUAGUUUUGAUUGUAUAUCGAUGAAACUUGUACAGUAUCUACAUAUCCAUUAGAGAUUGGUUCCUUUCGAAAACCAGCCAGAUCCGCCCAUGCAUGCCUAGAUUAUGGGCCUUGAUAGUAUGGAGAGUGCAAUAUGUUCGCUUUCUAGAUGAAAGAAAGAUUUUUUACAUUUUAUUCAGAUUUUGAUUUAUUUCUUAAAUUGUCAAUUUAGUGUUUCUUCUAGGCCUAUUAAACAAGACAUCGCAAAGUGCUGUCCUUAAGACUCCCUGAAAUGUGGCUUGCUGCCCAAUCUAAAAUUCCCAAUUAGAAUAAAAAAAAGUCUAUGAAGUUAUGAAGUUUUAAGGGUAUAUAAGGUUUAAGCUAGAGGGUCAACUGAGGGUGCUGCACCCUGUCCCUUUGGAAAAAACCCUUUUGCCCUUAUGAAGACCAGAACGUGCACCCUCCUGCCCUAAAUGAAUUAAAUGCUUUAAUAAAACAAUGAAAUAUUUCUUUUGUUUUGAUUAAAACUUGAAAUAUGAUUAUGAAUUCAAACAAACUUAACCUUUUUAGUACUUGAAACCUAAUAUUACGUCAAAUAAGCACAAUUUCUAAAAUUUUCUAUGAAAUUCAUAUUGCUUUAAUUAUUCGCUGCCGGAUAUAAUGUGCCCUUUUGUCCCGCAACACAGCAACCUUGCCUUUUUUAAAACCUGACUAAAUCCCUAGUGUAGGUCACCCCCCCCCCCCAAAAAAAAAUAAAAUAAAAUGAAUAAAAAAUAACUGAGUCCUAUGCAUUACUAACAGAUGUCAGGUUAAACUUUGUAUUUAUUUAGAUGACAUGUCAGAUAUAUCAGAUGUGUGAGGGUACUUUUACCAAUUUUAAGGAAAACUAAACUGUGACGCCUAAAAGUAAUGCCCUUUUUAAACAGAGGUACCUUGCCAGACCUGGAAGAAACACUACAGUUUAAGAAUGAUCAAAUUUGAAAUUUUAAAAAGUAUUUUGAUUGUCUAAAUGUAUACAUAUAUGUUUAAUAAUGUUGAUAAAACAGUAUGAACCAGAAUGUUUUAAUAAUUGUAUAUAUGUAUAUACAUCUCUGAUAUAAAUGUGAUAUUAUUUUACAAACUUUAAGUCUGAAAAUAUCAUAAAUAUGCAGAACUUUAUGAUAUAUGUCGUGUGUCAAUGUCAUUAAAUCUUGAUUAUAAUAUGCAAUGACAUCAUUUUGAAAGUGCUGGAAUUUGCCUCAUGUACAAAGUCAUUUAAGUGUUACUCUGUAAGCUGUCUUUUUUAGUUCUUUAUGUUUUUAACAGGUUUCAUGUCUUCUAUGUACUGCUUAAUGUAAUACGAUUAUUUCAUAUCGGUCUGGUUAAAUAUGAUAAUAAAUCGACUGGCUGAGGCGAUAAUCGAACAAAGGGCAUGGCCCAUCAUUCAUAUCAUUUCAUGAGGUCAAUCAAUCAUCUUGCUGCUUGAAAAGUGGCUGGCUGAAAACUGAAAUCAUAAAAAUUGUGUAGUAUUAUUGAGUAAUAUUGGUUCCACAAUUCUGAUAGGAAUUAACUAUGCUGCUUGAUCUGUGAUAAAUUCAGGUAUUGACUCUUUGGCACAGCUUAUGAGUGAAUGAACUCAAAUGAUUUUUUAAUUGCGGUGAAUUUUGUCAAAUCAGAUAAAACAAAUUGGGUUGGCAAGUAUUUGCUUGUAACUAAAUUAAAAACUGUGAAUAUGAUCGAAUUAAAUGCUUUGAUUUCUGAAUGCACGUUAAAGAUUGCAUGAAUUGUGUUCUCUUCAUUAGGGUUAGUUGAUGGUUGUACAAUAAUAAGUAUAUUUUAUGUGUUUCCAGUAUGGAUUGGAAAAUCCUACCGAAAGCAUGCAUGGAAGCUGGAAACGAGGCUUAUAAAUUUUGAAUGUUUGAAACCCAACGUUAUUAACUGCCGUAAUGAUGAACAAUGAUUUAACAUCACCGUACAUGUUAAAAAGUUUCAAAGAAAAUUGUGGAACCAAUAUUAAUCAAUUAUAUCAUUUGUUGUCAUUUGAUUAUACAUGUAUCGAGUCGUUUAUGUUUCUGAUGUUGUUUUAACAAUAUGCAACAGAAUUUUAGGUAUAUCAUGUUCUCAUGAUAAUGCUUGAAUAGUUUUCAUUCAUUUUCAUUUUAAGCUGUGCUAAAGAAUUGUAAUAAAUAUUAUUAAACAUA
Molecule: messenger RNA, 7309 nt
Organism: Mya arenaria
Lineage: Eukaryota; Metazoa; Mollusca; Bivalvia; Myida; Myidae
Product: dentin sialophosphoprotein-like
Exons: 12
Coding region: 153-3383 (1076 amino acids)
Source: RefSeq, a predicted model, not a curated record